UGGCAAUUUCCAGAGCUAUCCCAUUACUCGGUUGACGGCCAUCACAUAUUCGGCGUUAUCAAAGGAUCAGGCGCCAUUGUUCAGCGUCGGAGUUACAUACCAGGAUCUACAGACGCUUCAUGCUUUUUGUCCGACUUCUUCUCAUACCCCCAUGAUCACCAAAUCAUGUUUGUUUACAUUCGCUUCUUGUGUUUUUAUUCAGGGGAAACAUUGUGAACUAUGCUAUACCCGCUGUUUUUUCUUUCGCUUCUUCAGGCUCGCACGCCAAAUCCGGGGCUCAAUGUAGAAUGUCCGUCUCUCGACAACCUCCCCGGCCCCAGGGUUGGAAAGUCGAGCCUCGCAUUGCCCCCUCAUCCGCAUCUCACAGGGGAUUUUCACACACAAAAGAAAUCAUCAUCAUCAUUCUAUUCUACCACAACCACUAAACCCAAACCACGUUCCAUUGGGUUCGGUCGUGUCUUCUCUUCGUCUUUUUGUUUUUCUAUCAAGGAGAUUCAUUCACACGGCGCGCUUUUUUUCACUCACAAGUACAAUAAAAGAAUGACACGCGCUUCAGUAAUAGGGGACCUCUCACGCCCCAUUGUCGUGUCAUGUCAGGAGGCGGGGUCGGAGGGAGAACGCUGUAUAAAGUACAUAGAAGGAAAAGUCGAAAGGGGCGUGGGGAUGAGGGAAGACAGGGAAGAUGGGGAGAUUUAGUGAAUUGAAUUGAAUUGAAUUGAACGAAAGAAGAAGUGUCU
This is a messenger RNA of Aaosphaeria arxii CBS 175.79, 737 nucleotides long. RefSeq lists its product as uncharacterized. The transcript has a single exon. NCBI's taxonomy places the organism in Eukaryota, Fungi, Ascomycota, Dothideomycetes, Pleosporales. The record is from RefSeq and is a predicted model, not a curated record. The coding region runs from base 220 to 696 and encodes 158 amino acids.